Molecule: messenger RNA, 2248 nt
Organism: Bursaphelenchus okinawaensis
Lineage: Eukaryota; Metazoa; Nematoda; Chromadorea; Rhabditida; Aphelenchoididae
Source: the annotation of a GenBank genome assembly
AUGGCAUCUGGGUCUUGGGACUAUGAAUAUCAGACUUGUAUAGUAAGUCUUGUUAAACAUUUUUAUAUCAAAUUGUUAAUAUGAUUAUGAUGUUAUUUCAAUUUUAGCGCGCGAUUGAUAACUUUCGUAUUCAAGACCUUCAAGCUGUGUUAACAAGGUUUUCAAGUGCUCCUUUAAGGAAUAGUACGAGGAAGGCAGACCUUCAAAAACGUCUGAAGGACCUGUUAACGGUUCCAGCUACGAGAAGAGCUGCCAUGGAUAAUAUACUUGCCAUGAAUAGACAGAGGUCUGUUCAGAUGGGUUCAACUAUACCACCAGUGAGGCAUGGCUUUGUAAUGCAACAGCCCCAAUAUGGAAGGGCUGGUAUGCCUUCAAAUUGGCAACAACAGCGGAUUCCAGUGCCAGGCCGUGGAGUUGGUGCUCAACAGAUCCGAGCACCGUACGGAGUGCCGAAUCCUAAUAUGAGGGGGCAAGGGAACUACAACCCUGGACUGUUGAUGAAUCCAAGUAAUAUUGGUAGGUGCUUUACAUUUAUCAAAAUUUUAUGUUUUAAGUUAAUCACUACAACUACUACCAAGUUUUUAGAUCCAAAGGCCAUCCAGUUUACUGUUUUACCGUUCUACGAGCAAAAAGAAGUUGUCAUGAGUCACACUUUGUUACCACAGUAUCCUAAAGCGGACAACAACAUGGUGCAUGCUCACUACAAGUUCUCGCUACCUAGACAGUUUAUUCAAGAGCUGAGCGGCAUGGGAGAUCUGCCACGAUACGAAGUUCAGUUGAGAAUGUGCCUAGCUGAUGGAUCGAAGCAUCAAGUAGAUGCUUAUCCCAACAUAAUCCGGGGCUAUGUCAAUCAAUCUACUAUUCAGUUUCCUGUAAGUUUUAAAUUUAUUUUUUAACUGGUAUAAUUGAGAUUGCUUAAAAUAUAUUGUUAUAGCCGUUGAUGAAUGUACAAGCACCGCCUGGUCAAGGUGUUGGGCAGAUUCAGAAGAGAAGUUCGCGGUCUGUAGAUAUUACUCAGAACUGUCUACAUACUCAUAACAACGAAUUUAAUUUGCAUUUUGAGUGGCAGCCUGACCGCAACAACUAUGUCUUUGGUAUCUGGGUAGUAUAUCAUUUAACUUCUAAUGCUCUGACUUCAAAAGUCGAGAGGAGUUGUCCUAGAUACUACGAGGAGACUAGGACCAUGAUAAAACAACUGCUGGGUGGUGGGGAAGAAGAUGACAUUGCUAUGGAUGUGUGUCGUAUCUCGCUAUUAUGUCCUGUAAGUAAAUGAGUAAAGGAUUUAUAUUGUUUUAGCUUGCUCGUAUUAUAAUGAAACGGCCUGCGAGAGGAAAGUCGUGUACUCACUUACAAUGCUUUGAUCUCACCAAUUACAUUAUGAUGAACGAGAAGAGGGCCAAUUGGAAGUGUCCGGUGUGUAACAAACAAACCCUUCCUUCCGACCUUGUUUUAGAUGAGUAAGUCACUGCUGUAUCGAAAUUAUUGUUUAGUUAUUUUGUGGAAGUUAUUGAGAAGAUCAAGGGGCAGAGCUCCGAAGUCGAGUUGAAUCGAGAUGGCUCUUGGAGGAUGAUUCAGGAUGAGUUCAGCGACGACUCUCGGCCGUCUAGCCCUAAACGAUCUCGAAUGGAGCAGCAGGCGUCUGUGUCUAGCGCUGCUGAUCAAACAAAACCGGGAGCUAAUCAAGACAUAAUCACUUUGGAUGAUUCAGAUGAUGAUGAAUUGCAAAAUACAUCUAAUGCAGUACCUGUUACUCAACAUGUAUCUACUCCACCAGUUGUGGUACCCUCAACAUCAGUCCAGGAGAAAUUGACAGUUCCAACUCAAAGCAAUGGUGAUAAGAAUACAAGCGGGGAAUCUGUAAUCUACCUAAGCGACGAUGACGGCGCUACUGAGAACGCACCGCGGAAUCAGUUGGCACCUGCGAAUAAACCUACACAGGUUUGUAAUAAUAAUAGUGUUUUUUGAUUGUCCUUUAUAUUGUUGGCUUUUUUCAAUUAAAUCUGUUCUAUUUCCUCUUUUGGUUUGUAUUCGCUCUCGAUCUUAUACAUACUUUCGAUUUCAGAAUCCUGAUCUUACGGAGACCUCUAUCUUCUCUACGGCCGACACCGCUAACCAGUUGACUAACGAAUACAAGGACACGGUGCCACCCAAUCUUCUGUCAAGCCAGGCGAUGGCCGAGAUCAGCCUCGAACUGAUCUCCUUCCUUCAGAAGCUGCAGAACUGCGAACGAGAUUACAACCGGGUGUGA